Molecule: messenger RNA, 871 nt
Organism: Daucus carota subsp. sativus
Lineage: Eukaryota; Viridiplantae; Streptophyta; Magnoliopsida; Apiales; Apiaceae
Exons: 6
Coding region: 74-634 (186 amino acids)
Source: RefSeq, a predicted model, not a curated record
GUUUUGAUAGCACCUAAAUUUAAGCUACUACGUACUUUCCUAUCCCUAUAUUUCAUUAAAUCUUUUCUAAACCAUGGAAACUCAAGAUGCACCGCCCCAUAAUAAUGAAAAUCCGGCAGAACUUGCUCCGGCGACGGCAAGCCAUGAUGGCCAAGAAAAUUCAGAUCUUGCAGAAAAGAAAAGUUCCAAGGAGUUUAAUGAAGGAGAGAACAAAGUGCUUACGAAUAACAAGUCUCACAGGGGAUCUUAUGACAGAGAUAUUGCUCUUUCAGAGUUGGAUAAAGAAAAGACAUUAUCCUUUAUAAAUGCUUGGGAGCAUAAUCAGAAGGCAAAGGUUGAAAACAAGAGCCAGAAGAAACUUGCUAAUGUCAACUCAUGGGAGAAUAACCAGAAAGCUAAACUUGAAGCAAAACUGAAAAGAGUUGAGCAAGCACUGGAGAACAAGAAAGCAGAAUAUGCAGAGAAGACGAGAAACAAGCAGGCUUCAAUUCACAAGGAGGCAGAAGAAAAGAGAGCCAUGAUUGAAGCCAAACGAGGUGAAGACAUUCUAAAGACAGAAGAGAUGGCUGCUAAGCAUCGUGCAACAGGUCAUGUGCCAAAGAAGAGUUAUGGGUGCUUUGGGAGUUAUAAAUGAGUCAUUGCUCGUGUGUGUUUGAGUGUGCAUGUGCUGCAUUUUCUUUCUUUUGUUGCGUUUUUUCAUUUAUUUUCUGUAGUAUUAUGUUGGUUUCUUCUAUAGAUGAAGCAAUAUGAAUAAAGUGUUGGCUUUCUUAUAUAUGCAUUACAGAAUUUGUAUACAAAACUUUAUAGAUUUAAUCAUGAGUCCUUACGUAACUGGUGAAUCAUAAGAAGGAUUUGAUCUUUGGUAUCCUCA